UGAUCGAAAUGUUCGGAGAUUUCGAUUCUCGGAGGUUUCAAAAAACUGUUCCCGAGUGAAGUGCAGCCUCCUCGUGUUACAUCGGUGACCCGAAGUGGCGCGCGCGGUCUCCCGCAGUUGUGAUAAAUCAUCGGGAGGACGCCCGUAUAGUGAUCGCGAAUCAUCUACCGUGGUUGAUCAACAAAGCACCGAGACAUUGAUUACGAAACAGCGUCGACUAUGGUAGUUCUGAGUCGCGUGGGGUCGCCGACGAUGUCAGCGACUGUCGCCGGCAACCAGCAGCAACAUCAUCCUCAUCAAGAAUGGGACAUAAACGAUUCAAACGUUCCGAGGGUAGUGGAAUACGAUCCCUGGUGCGAAUGGGCGGACGGACACGUGAGGAGAGUCUACGGACCAGAUUGCGAGGAAGCGAGGAGGCACGCCUCCGGCUGGGCGAUGAGAAACACCAACAAUCACAACGUGAGCAUUUUGAAGAAGAGUUGCCUGGGCGUUCUGGUCUGCACGCAGGAGUGCAUACUGCCCGGCGGUGGAAGGGUUCACCUCCGACCAGCGAUCUGCGAUAAGGCGAGAAAGAAGCAACAGGGCAAACCGUGUCCCAAUAGGCAGUGCACUGGUCGCUUAGAGAUACAAUCGUGUCGCGGUCACUGCGGUUAUCCCGUGACGCACUUUUGGCGGCACACGGAGCACGCUAUCUUCUUCCAAGCUAAGGGCCAACACGAUCAUCCGCGACCGGAAGCGAAAUCUACGUCGGAGGCGCGAAGAAGCGUGGGUGCUGGUAGGAGGGUCAGAGGACUGGCGGUGCUUCUGGCGAGAGAGGCUGCCCUAGGCUCCAAGUUAAUGUCACUGAGAGGAACUAAAAGGUCAAGUACGGACACGCUCGAACAACCAUCAAGAACGACGCAGCCACCUCCAUUGAUCUCUGAUAAAGGAUACUCAUGCUCGUGUCCGCCCUUCGAGUGCAUGUGCUCGCUGCAAACGAACGUAUCAUCGUAUCCACAGUCCCAUCAUCACCAAACAACGAUAUACCCCCAACAACUGCCACCCACAGACGGACCCUAUUGGCUGCAGGACGUUCCGCCGCAGGAGAAUCCCGUUGGUUACUGUUUACCAAACCAAGUUUCCCAGGAAGCAUCCUACGGCGACUUUCCACCCUUCACGGGUGACCUCUUUCAACCGGAAGAGAUCUUUCAAUUAGACCAACCCUUGAGGCCGGAUUUCUCGGCAAAUCCCCAAGACGUGGCUCGUUCGCCACCAACUUUGCUUGAUCUCGGCAGCGGCACCAUUAAAUACGAGAUGAAACAGCAGAAUCAAGAUCAGGGUUACUGGAACCAAUUUCUCAGCGAAGACUCCAGUAGCAGCCACCUGAGCUUGCCUCAGGAUGAGAGGCUCCAUUUCCCCAACUUUGAGCCCGAGAAGAUCUCUAACGGCUUCCCUUCCAGAAGGGCGAUGCAUCAUUACAUCCAAGAGAAGAAUCCGAAUCAGCCCGCAAAUGACGUCCUGAGCUAUCAGAAUUAUCCUCGAUCGCAGAGUCAAAAAGGCUUCACUGAGGGGAACGCGAAAGACGAACAUGAGCAAUCUUAUUGGUCCCAGAAUCAACAAGACAACAGAUUACACUUGGAAAGUUUCGAAGUCAAGGAGGAGGAUCUCUUGUCUUCGCGUAGAGAAGUCGAUUACAAAAAUAGUUGUCAGCCUCCGAUGGUGAACAGAGCGGAGUACGGUCUCUACCAGAGGCCGAAGAGCGAGGAUCUGCAGGAGCAAACGGCGCGACGCAACUGCAGCCCCGAGGGAAGCAAGCCUUAUCCUUUCGACGGCUACCAAAUGUUCGAGCACGGUGACGCUAAGAACCAGCCACACAACCGCGUUGUUCACCAAAAUUCAACUCGAAUGAAUCUAGACGAAAGACUUCAGAGUUGUUACGGCAAUCAGGAGACACCAGAAACUACGGAGAGGUUGUUCCACAACACCUCCAGCGUGGCGGAGACGUCGGUCCAGUCCCGGAACAACUCCGAAUCCUUCUUCUAUCCCAGCAACGAACGUUGCCAUUACACUUGUGAAAUCCUCGAACGGGUGCCGCAGAUGAUGAGCACCGGACCGGCACACGGGACCGUCAAUAACUAUGGCGACCCGGCCGCCGCCGAACUGGAUCUGCCGCCCUUUGUAGAUUAUACGCUAGUCGGGAUGCUAUGCAGCUCCGCGGAUGAGGAGACGUCGAGCCUGCUGCCGGGAUGUCCUCAGGACUCGCACAACUACAUUCCUCAUCAUUAAAGAACGUUCUCGUCGCCGCUCUACUCAUUUGUAUUAUACAAAUAAAUAUAAAAUAGUGUUGCACUUUCUCUUCGAACCGACAGACUCGUUUAUUUACUCGUAAUUAAGUUAUCGAAUUGGUGUAAAAGGCUUGUCAUUUUCUCAUCGAGCUUUGGAUGUUGAAGUUUUGUAUUAAAUUAGAAAAUUGAAGAUUUUUUGAAAAAAAAAAGAUUGCAAAAAAUUGUGGAAAAAAGGAACAUAUUAAAACUAGAUUUUGAAUCAUUUAUUUUGAAAGUAUCUCGCGAGUUUUCUUCAGCCAGACAUGACACAUGUUUUCAGAAUCGAGGUGGAAGGGAUCAAGAAGCAGAGCCGAACAUAGCUUGGAAAAAGGUCACAAGAUUUAUUUGCAACUGAUUUAUUCGUAACAGAUACUCUCACGAUCACAAUUGUUAUGUAUGUUAUGCAAUAUUACUAUUAUUAUUAUAAUAUUAUGCCUAUGCAUUACACUUUCUCGAUUAUACAUGCGCGAUAUCUUCCUUACUUAUAUCUCUUACAAGAGCGAGUUCUCACGAAAACGUUCGCUAGUGGCGAACGUAACAGGACACACGAACGGAACGGAUGCGAGACACGUCCGCGCGAUCGCAGGCUGGCCAGGACGAGAGUUCUAAAAUGAUACAGCGUCAGAAGAAAAGGAGAAGGAGAAAGGAAAGGAAAGUCACACUGGGACUUCAAUGGAUUCCCUUCGGCAUUGAGAGCGGUUGUGUUCGACAGAAACAGGAGAUUUUGUUCUCGCAAAACCGCAACAACCGAUCUUAUAAAUUGCACCAUGCGCACGAUCUCUUAUUAAUCAUAUAAUCCUUAAACUCGAUUAAAACGAUCGUAUCGUUGCCUCAAUCGGCGGUCGAUCUUGCGCCGCUAUUUUUUGUUUUUUUCAAAUAUUGUUUUUUUUUUUUUUCAUACAAAUCGAAAUUUUUCUAUAUCUUAGGCAUGUGAAAAAAAA
Molecule: messenger RNA, 3244 nt
Organism: Solenopsis invicta (red fire ant)
Lineage: Eukaryota; Metazoa; Arthropoda; Insecta; Hymenoptera; Formicidae
Exons: 6
Coding region: 220-2265 (681 amino acids)
Biological process (GO): gliogenesis; regulation of transcription by RNA polymerase II
Cellular component (GO): nucleus
Molecular function (GO): DNA-binding transcription activator activity, RNA polymerase II-specific; RNA polymerase II cis-regulatory region sequence-specific DNA binding
Source: RefSeq, a predicted model, not a curated record